Messenger RNA from Myotis brandtii (Brandt's bat), 2408 nucleotides. It is a transcript of the gene MC2R, whose product is annotated as melanocortin 2 receptor (adrenocorticotropic hormone). The record is from RefSeq and is a predicted model, not a curated record. Gene Ontology annotation, molecular function: corticotropin receptor activity. Bases 267 to 1157 code for a protein of 296 amino acids. NCBI's taxonomy places the organism in Eukaryota, Metazoa, Chordata, Mammalia, Chiroptera, Vespertilionidae. Gene Ontology annotation, biological process: G protein-coupled receptor signaling pathway. Gene Ontology annotation, cellular component: membrane. The transcript has 2 exons.
CAAACGAAUGCCUCUCCCAGUGAUGCAUGUGUUCCGGUGCUUCCUGGCCCAAGGUCCAUUCGCUGGCUUUUCUUUCAAACCUCAUUCAUUCUCAGCGAUCCAGGCCAGAAAGUUCCUACUGCAGAGCGGAGGGUGACCGUGUAGUUUUUACCUCAGAUCUCCCACAAGUACUACCCACCCUCCCCCCAAAAAAAAGAUUCUGAAAAAUCAGUCCAGCCUUCUGUCAAGUCCAAGUAACAUCAUUGUCUUAACCACAAGCAGGAGAAAUGAAGCACAUAAUCAACCUUUAUGAGAACAUCAAUGAUACAGCAAGAAAUAAUUCGGACUGUCCUCAUGUGGUUUUGCCGGAAGAGAUAUUUUUUACAAUAUCCAUCGCCGGGGUGCUGGAGAAUCUGAUCGUCCUGCUGGCUGUGAUCAAGAAUAAGAACCUCCAGGCACCCAUGUACUUUUUCAUUUGCAGCCUGGCCAUUUCCGAUAUGUUGGGCAGCUUGUAUAAGAUCUUGGAAAAUAUCCUGAUCAUGCUCAGAAACAAGGGUUAUCUCAAGCCUCGUGGCAAUUUUGAAACCACGGCCGAUGACAUCAUCGACUCCCUGUUCAUCCUCUCCCUCCUGGGCUCCAUUUUCAGCCUGUCUGUGAUCGCCGCGGACCGCUACAUCACCAUCUUCCAUGCUCUGCAGUACCACAGCAUUGUGACCAUGCGCCGCGCCGUUGCUGUCCUGGCGGUCAUCUGGACAUGCUGCACAUGCAGUGGCAUCACCAUGGUGAUCUUCUCCCAUCGCAUCCCCACAGUGAUCACCUUUACAUCAUUGUUCCCUCUGAUGCUGGUCUUUAUCCUCUGCCUCUAUGUGCACAUGUUCUUGCUGGCCCGUUCCCAUGCCAGGAAGAUCUCAACACUUUCCAGAGCCAACAUGAAAGGGGCCAUCACACUGACCAUCCUGCUUGGGGUCUUCAUCUUUUGUUGGGCCCCCUUUGUUCUUCAUGUCCUCUUAAUGACAUUCUGCCCAAAUAACCCUUACUGUGUCUGCUACAUGUCCCUCUUCCAGGUGAAUGGCAUGUUGAUCAUGUGCAAUGCAGUCAUUGACCCCUUCAUAUAUGCCUUCCGAAGCCCAGAGCUCAGGGAAGCAUUCAAAAAGAUGAUCUUCUGCAGCAGGUACUAGUAGAAUUACUGAUUCUCACCAGGGGGAUUAAUUAUCAUCACGGUGAUAAUAUUGUCACGUGAUAGAAUAACAUGACAUACCAACAAAUACUAACACUGCCCUAUCAUCCCUAGUGUGCAUGAGGAUGAGCCCACUUGCUAGUAUUUGUAAUAGUUUGGUUCUGUGUGAACAGGCUUGCUGGAGUACAACUCUUAUAACUAGAGAGAUAAAAUAAUGUACUAAAAGGGACAGAAUACAAAGCACACACAGCAAUGCAAAUUUGAGAGCUUUGGGCUAAGGGGAGAACUUGCUCUUUUAUAGGUAUCCUGUAAGCCUAUUACUGAGUGGCCUUUCCAGGCUAGAGGACACUAUAAGGGGUUUCUAGAAGUUAAAGUACCAGGACAAGUAUUCAGGCCAGAAACAAUAUGUAGGCCUUUGUAAGCCAAAGGUGCCAAUAAGUUGCUGCAGCUGAAUUUGCCUGUCCCACACCGCCAUGCAGAAGGCCUGCCCUCCCUCCCGCCUACCUGUCUGCUUUAUUAAAUGCCAUUUCAAAUCUUUUUGGAAGCAGGCAGGAUAUAAAUUAUAAAUGUCAAAUAACCAGCUUUGAGUUUUCAAGAAUGAAAGAACCUUCUCUGUCAGACUUCUUUGCUCACGCAGUACCCCACUGGCUUUACAAUCCUUUCUUGGUUAAAACUCCUCAUGCAUUAGUAGCAUACAUUUCAAAGGAAGAAAUAAAAAUUUAAUCAGCUUGGUUCCUGUGUGUAAAUAAAGACCAGAGGAAAAUUGUGACCAUCUGAAGAAGGUAUAUCCAAUCUUUGUGAAUUUGUCCAAAUGUAGAAGUAAAGGAAAAGAGGCCCCAAGCCCCAAUAUGUAUUUUUUUAAGUAAAGAGAGAGCGGGAGAGAGAGAUCAUCAUGCUUUGAAACUCUGGGAAAAACCAAUACCAAAAUAAUACUUCAAGAAUUUCAAGAACAGUGCUAUUAUUGAGAUCCAAGGCAGAAACCGAUGGAAAGACAUUUUAUUUCCUUCCACAGAUGAGUCUGAGAGACUCAGUCACUACAAAAUUUCAUCAUACCAUCAGCUACAGGACAGAUGCCAGAUAUUAAAAAGAGGCAUUGCCAAUAGGAAUAAAAGAAACAGUUUGUAAACUCAUCUGUUGUUAAUAGCUUAAAAAAUAAAGCUUAAAGAAGAAGCAGAAGGUGGGUGGGAACAGAUCAGCCAAAGAACUUGAAUGUAUAUUUGCAUAACCCAUGGACACAGACAAUAGGGUGGUG